AUGUCGACGAAAAGUGUGAUCAGAAGUCAGGAACAACAUAAGGUAUUCGUUGCCAGUUCCGACGACUCCAAAAUAUGCGUCGUUAUGGUGGGCCUUCCGGCCCGGGGCAAGAGUCUCAUCGCUGGAAAGGCCAUGCGCUAUCUCGGCUGGGUUGGCAUUCCUGCACGGGUUUUCAACGUGGGUAGCUACCGCCGCUUCAACACUCCACAGCCGGCGGCGACAUUCUUUGAUCCUCACAAUCCAGAGGGUGAACGCAUGCGUCGAGCUGCUGCUGAGGCCGCCAUGUCAGACAUGCUUCAGUGGUUCAAGGCCGGCAAGGGCGUUGUGGCUAUUCUUGAUGCUACCAACUCUACCAAGGAACGGCGCCAGUGGAUUUACGAAAAGUGCCACGAGGCUGAUAUUGAGGCUCUUUUCGUGGAGUCUAUCUGCGAUGAUGAAGAUUUGAUCAUGACGAACAUCAAGGAGGUCAAAACUACGUCCCCUGAUUAUAAAGGCCAGGAUCCCGAAGAGGCCGCUCUCGAUUUCCGCAACCGCAUUCGCAACUAUGAGAAGGCCUAUGAGACUAUUGAUGAUAACGAGAAGCAUUAUACCUACGUCAAGCUGAUCAACGUCGGCUCAACCGUUAUCAUCAAUCAGAUCAAAGACUAUCUAUCCAGUCGCUUGGUUUACUAUAUUCAGAACUUGCACAUCAAACCUCGCUCAAUCUGGCUCUCAAGACACGGCGAAUCCGAAUUCAACCUUUGUGGAGCGAUCGGUGGCGAUUCGAACAUCUCCGAGCGCGGCGAGGCCUAUGCCCGCGCGCUGCCCGAAUUGAUGCGCAAGUCCGGUAUCCCAGAGAACACCAAGAUCGUCAUCUGGACGUCCACCCUAAAGCGUACCAUUCAAAGCGCCCGCCACCUGAAGGCCGAAACUGGCUACGACAAGCUAGAAUGGAAGGCCCUGGACGAGCUCGACUCCGGCGUCUGCGACGGCUUGACCUACGAACAAAUUGCCGAAAAGUACCCUGAGGACUUCGCCGCCCGCGAUGAAGACAAGUACAACUACCGCUAUCGCGGCGGCGAGUCUUACCGGGAUGUGGUCAUUCGUCUUGAGCCAAUUAUCAUGGAGCUGGAGCGUUCUGAGAACGUCAUCAUCGUUACCCACCAGGCCGUGCUCCGCUGCAUCUAUGCUUACUUCAUGAAUGUGCCCCAAGAGCAGAGUCCAUGGAUGGAGGUUCCCCUGCACACGCUCAUCAAGCUCACCCCCCGCGCUUACGGUACUGAGGAGCAGCGCUUUAAGGCUGAUAUUCCUGCUGUUUCUACCUGGCGUGGAAAGGGCAGUUCUGCUAAGCAUCAGGAGUUCGUUGCUAAGGAGACCCCUGCCGCUGAGGCUGAAGCUACUAAGUAG
Molecule: messenger RNA, 1386 nt
Organism: Penicillium soppii
Lineage: Eukaryota; Fungi; Ascomycota; Eurotiomycetes; Eurotiales; Aspergillaceae
Product: bifunctional nucleoside/nucleotide kinase/histidine phosphatase family protein
Exons: 4
Coding region: 1-1386 (461 amino acids)
Biological process (GO): fructose 2,6-bisphosphate metabolic process; fructose metabolic process
Cellular component (GO): cytosol
Molecular function (GO): fructose-2,6-bisphosphate 2-phosphatase activity; 6-phosphofructo-2-kinase activity; ATP binding
Source: RefSeq, a predicted model, not a curated record